Aethina tumida (small hive beetle) is the source of this 495-nucleotide messenger RNA. RefSeq names its product histone-lysine N-methyltransferase SETMAR-like. The coding region runs from base 1 to 495 and encodes 164 amino acids. NCBI's taxonomy places the organism in Eukaryota, Metazoa, Arthropoda, Insecta, Coleoptera, Nitidulidae. Gene Ontology annotation, molecular function: nucleic acid binding. The transcript has a single exon. The record is from RefSeq and is a predicted model, not a curated record.
AUGUAUGGAGAAGGUGUGUUGACAGUACGCCUGUUCCAGAACUGGUUCUCUAAAUUUCGAUCCAGCAAUUUUGAUGUCGAAGAUGCACCACGUUCGGGAAGGCCGGUUGAAGCUAAUAAAGGCACGACAAAGACAUUAGUUGAUGCGAACCGGCGAAUAACAGCACAUGAGAUCGGAUUGAGGUUAAAUUUAUCAAAUUCAACAGUUUAUGACCAUUUGAAAGGCCUGGGAUUAUCCUCGAAGCUCGAUGUAUGGGUUCCCCAUGUUCUCACAGAGAAAAAUCUGUGUCGCCGCAUUGACGUCUGCGAUUCGCUUCGAAACGAAAAUGAUCCGUUUUUGAAGCGCAUCAUCACUGGGGACGAAAAAUGGGUUGUAUACAACAACGUCAAACGCAAGAGGUCAUGGAGCAAAAAAGAUGAACCGGCUCAAACCAUUUCCAAAGCCGAUAUUCACCAAAAAAAGGUGAUGCUGUCUGUUUGGUGGGAUUUUAAAUAA